CUCGGGCCGGGAGCCGGGGUUGGAGCCUGGGCGGAGCGGGACCAGGGCCGGACAGGGCCGGGCAGGGCCGGGCGGGCUACCCCGUCAUGGGCAAGGACCAGGAGCUGGUGCAGGCGGUAAAGACGGAGGACGUGGGCGCCGUGCAGAGGCUGCUGCAGAGGCCGCGGCCCGGGAAAGCCAAACUUCUGGGCUCGGCCAAGAAGGUCAAUGUCAACUUCCAGGACCCUGAUGGCUUCUCAGCCCUUCACCACGCUGCCCUCAAUGGCAACACCGAGCUCAUUGCCUUGCUAUUGGAGGCCCAGGCCGCUGUGGACAUCAAAGACAAUAAAGGGAUGCGGCCUCUGCACUAUGCAGCCUGGCAAGGCAGGAAGGAGCCUAUGAAGUUGGUGCUGAAGGCAGGUUCCGCUGUGAACAUCCCGUCAGAUGAGGGCCACAUCCCACUGCACCUGGCCGCCCAGCAUGGGCACUACGAUGUGUCCGAGAUGCUCCUUCAGCAUCAGUCCAACCCCUGCAUCGUGGACAAUUCGGGGAAGACGCCUUUGGACCUGGCCUGUGAGUUUGGACGCGUCGGGGUGGUGCAGCUGCUCCUGAGUAGUAACAUGUGUGCGGCCCUACUAGAGCCUCGGCCAGGAGAUGCCACUGACCCAAAUGGCACCAGCCCCUUGCACCUGGCAGCCAAGAAUGGCCACAUUGACAUCAUCAGACUCCUCCUCCAAGCUGGCAUUGACAUUAACCGUCAGACCAAAUCAGGCACUGCCCUGCAUGAGGCCGCACUCUGUGGGAAGACGGAUGUGGUUCGGCUCCUGCUGGAUAGUGGAAUCAAUGCCCAUGUAAGGAACACCUACAGCCAGACCGCGCUGGACAUUGUCCACCAAUUCACGACUUCCCAGGCCAGCAAGGAGAUCAAGCAGCUGCUGAGAGAGGCUUCAGCGGCCCUGCAGGUGCGGGCAACGAAGGAUUAUUGCAACAACUAUGACCUGACAAGCUUGAAUGUGAAGGCAGGAGAUGUGAUCACUGUCCUUGAACAGCAUCCCGAUGGCAGGUGGAAAGGCUGUAUCCAUGACAACCGGACUGGCAAUGAUCGUGUUGGCUAUUUCCCGUCUAGCCUAGGCGAGGCCAUCACCAAACGAGCAGGGUCCCGAGGAGCUGACAUGAGCCCAUCCCACCUGUCCCCUUCCCAGGGCAGUUCUGCGGCCCCUCCAGAGGAAAUCUGGGUCCUGAGGAAGCCCUUCACUGGUGCGGACCGCAGCGGCAGCCUGGGCGGAGUAGCCAGUGGGAGAAGCGGGGGCAGCGGGAGCCAUGCUCUGCACGCCGGCUCUGAAGGGGUCAAGCUCUUAGCGACUGUGCUCUCCCAGAAAUCUAUCCAGGAGUCAGGUCCAGGGGACAGUCCAACUAAGCCCCUCGAGGGGCCUGCAGGUCCCUCUCGUGCCCAGCCUGUGACACACACAGGCCAGGCCUAUGGCGAGCAGCCACCCAAAAAAAUGGAGCCGGCGUCUGAGGGAAAGAGUGCGGAGGCUGUGACCCAGUGGCUCGCCACCUUCCAGCUGCAGCAUUAUGCCUCCAACUUCAUCACCUCUGGCUAUGAUCUCCCCACUAUCAGUCGCAUGACCCCCGAGGAUCUCACGGCCAUUGGUGUCACCAAACCUGGCCACCGGAAGAAGAUAACCACAGAGAUCAACAGCCUGACCCUCCCCGACUGGCUACCUGAACACAAACCCGCUAACCUGGCUGUGUGGCUUUCCAUGAUUGGCCUUGCCCAGUACUACAAAGUGCUUGUGGAAAACGGCUAUGAGAACAUCGACUUUAUCACUGACAUCACCUGGGAGGACCUGCAGGAGAUUGGCAUCACCAAGCUAGGGCACCAGAAGAAACUCAUGUUGGCAGUCAGGAAGUUGGCAGAGCUGCAGAAAGCUGAGUAUGGAAAGUAUGAAGCAGGGGCCCUGCGCAGGAAGGCCCCGCAGUCACUGGAGGUGGUGGCCAUUGAGUCUCCCCCACCCCCGGAGCCCACCCCUGCUGAAUGCCAGUCACCCAAGAUGAUCACAUUCCAAGACAGCGAGCUAAGUGAUGAACUGCAGGCCGCCAUGACGGGCCCACCCCCGGGUCCUGAGGGUGGGGCCGAGAAGCCCACCAACAGUCUGCCCCCCACACCUCGGGCCAGUGCCCUGCGUCAUGAGCCCAGCCUGAGCGGGAGGGCACGACACAUGAGCAGCUCCCAAGAGUUGCUAGGAGAUGGGCCUCCCGGACCCAGUGGACCCAUGUCCCGUAGCCAAGAGUACCUGGCUGACGAGGGCGCCUCCACUCCUAGCCCCAAGGAGGCCCGGCCCACUCGUCACGGUCAUGGUGUCAAGAGAGCCAGCGUACCCCCAGUACCUGGCAAGCCCCGACAGUCCUUCCCCUCCGGUGCUGCGGGGGGCCACUUCACGCCCCCUCAGACACCCACCAAGCCUCGUCCUGCUUCACCACAGACCCUGGGUGCUCCACACAGCCCAGCCCCGGCCACUGCCAAGGUGAAGCCUACCCCGCAGCUGCUGCCUCCUGCCGAGAGGCCCAUGUCUCCCCGUUCGCUGCCUCAGUCCCCCACCCACCGGGGCUUUGCUUAUGUGCUACCCCAGCCUGUAGAAGGUGACAGUGGGCCACCCCCGCCGACAGCUCCUGCCCCUAUGCCCGUACCUGUGUUGUGUCUGCCCCCCGGGGCUGUGGGGGAGGUGGAGGAGGAGCCAGGGCGGCCCAAGAAGCGGGCACACAGCCUGAAUCGGUAUGCAGCCUCUGAUAGCGAGCCUGACCGAGAUGAGUUGAUGGUGCCCGCAGCCGGGCCCUAUGCCACGGUGCAGAGGCGGGUGGGACGGAGCCACUCGGUAAGGACCCCUGCGGGCAGCGAUAAGAAUGUCAACCGCAGCCAGUCCUUUGCAGUGCGGCCCAAGAAGAAGGGGCCCCCUCCUCCCCCACCCAAGCGCUCCAGCUCUGCCAUGUCCAGUGCCAAUCUGGCAGACGAGCCGGUUCAGGAUGGAGAGGGUGAGGACGUCAGGCCCGAGGAGGGCCCAUCAGGUGGGCGGGCCCAGCGACGGAGGGCCAGCGACUUGGCUGGCAGCGUGGACACAGGAAGUGCAGGCAGUGUCAAGAGCAUCGCAGCCAUGCUGGAGCUGUCAUCCAUUGGGGGUGGGGCCCGGGCUGCCCGUAGGCCCCCGGAAGGCCAUCCCAUGCACCCGGGGCCGGCCGGGCAUCCUGCUAGCCCCGAGCCUGGACGUGUGGCCACAGUACUGGCCUCAGUGAAGCACAAGGAUGUUAUUGGAUUGGAUGGGGAGGUCGUCAACCGUCGGCGCACCCUCAGUGGCCCUGUCACUGGGCUUCUGGCUGCUGCGCGCCGUGGGGAGCAGGCCCCCCCAGAGCACAUCCCCUUCGCGGAGGAGGGCAGCCUCACUAUUAGGCAGCGGCCACGGGGCCCAGCCAAGGGGGAGGGGAGCGAGGGCCCUCCGCUGGCCAAGGUGGAGGCCAGUGCCACGCUAAAGCGGCGCAUCCGGGCCAAGCAGAGUCAGCAGGAGAACAUCAAGUUCAUCUUAACCGAGUCUGAUACAGUGAAACGGAGACCCAAGACCAAGGAGCGGGGGGAGCCUGGGAUGGAGCCACCCCCACUGUCUGUGUAUCAGAACGGCACGGGCACUGUCCGCCGGCGGCCGGCCUCUGAGCAGAGCGGUGGGCCUGCAGAGGUGCCCCUGCUGCCUCCACCUGCUGCGCCCCCUCCUGCCGACCUCGCCCAUCUGCCGCCUCCACCCCCACCUGACGGAGAGGCCAAAAAGCCUGCUAAGCCCCCGGUGUCCCCCAAACCCGUCCUGGCCCAACCGGUCCCCAAGAUCCAGGGCUCACCUCCGACCACCUCCAAGAAGGCACCACUUCCCAGCCCUGGCAGCCCAGAGGUGAAGCGGGCCCACGGAACGCCCCCUCCGGUGUCUCCCAAGCCACCACCCCCGCCCACAGCACCCAAACCAGUCAAGGCCCCUUUGGGACUGCAGUCUGUGAGUGCCAGCCCCACACCCACACCCUCCCCUGCCCGCCAGGCACCUGCUGCUGCCGCUACCAGUAAGCCAGCCAGCACGCCGCCCUCACUCUGUGCCAGCCCUGCCAAGCCCCCAUCGCCGGGUGUGCCCCCCCAGCAGGUGCCCAUCAAGCCGCCCCGAGCUGCUGUGGCCAUGCCCCCCGGAGACGCCAGCGCCAGCGAGAGUGCUCACCAGAAGCUGGAGGAGACCAGCGCCUCCCUGGCCGCCGCCCUGCAGGCUGUGGAAGAGAAGAUUAAGCAAGAUAAUGGGCAGGCAGCUGAUUCGGCCACUGAGUCCAAGAGCACGGUCAGCAUCCUGGAUGACAUUGGCAGCAUGUUUGACGACCUGGCUGACCAGCUGGAUGCCAUGUUGGAGUGAGCCCGUCAGGUGCCCAGCCAACCUCAGGACUCCCCCCCUUGCCCCACCCCGGGCUCCACACACAGAACUUUACCUCAGGAUUGGGCUCCAAGCCGGCCAUCCACUUGGCCGCCUUCUUUGUGCUGCAGGCUGGGGGGGGUGUGCUCUCUGGGGGGUUGGCCUCCUUCAUGGAACCCCCUCCCCAUCUGGCCCCUUGCUGCUGCUGUCUCCUUGCCCCAUCCUUGACCUCUGCCUGGCACUGACCCAGCCUCCAGGCAGGGACUUGGGCUGGAUGAGGGUGUGGAGCAGGUGGAGAGGUUGGGGGGGCAAGGACUCAGAGUCCUUGGGGGCUGGAGUAUUCCUGGGGGUAGGUGGGAGGAGACUGAGGGGGUCACCCCCCCUGCCCUAGGGCCUGGCUGAUCAGAUGGUAGUUGGCGGUCAAGCCCUGGUAGUUGGUGGUUGGGAUGUUGGGGUGGGGUGGGGGACUGGAACUGAGAGCAGUGCCCUUGAAAGGGGUCCCCACCCCUUGCCCUUCCAUGCCCCCCCUGAUCACAAGCACAACCUUUCGGGGGGCCAUGAGCAGAGCAGGAAGCUGGGGUCAGAGGUUGGCCUACCUUGUCCAAGGGCUUUCUGGUCCCUGGUGAUGCUGCCAGUGAUCACCUCACAGCGGCCCUGGGCUGCAUUCCUCUUGCUUCAUGCUCCCCACCCCUACCCCCUGCCCCAUGAUGCAAUAAUAACAGCUGGGUUAGCUCUUCCUCCCUCCUCCUCCCCCUCCUUUAGUCCCCAGCAAUCUAUCUGGUAUGCACCCUUCUCUAUCCAUCUCCACUACUACAGGGAGAAGGGGAGGGGUUCAGUUCCUGGGCACAAGCCCCCAGGCCUCAUCUGGGGGCCCUUGGUCUUAUGUCAGGCCCCUAAGGGUGACGAGGUGUCGAGGGUAGGGUCAAGGCCUGGCUUUCCAGGGUUCCCUGUGCCCAAAGGACAGCAAGUCUAAGUGGGGCUGGCUGGAGGUGGAGACAGUAGAAGACAAGAAGGCUUGUGGGCUGGGCUGGCCCUGGGCUCCCUGGACCACUGGAGGGUGGGGGAGUACCCCCCAGAGGCAGGCCCAGCCCCGCUACCUUCCCCUUCCUCCCAAUCAGCCGCAGAGCACAGGCCUGACGACCAGAGGUACUGCACAGGAACUGAUUUCGAUUGGGGAUUCUUGGUGGGGGGGGCGGCAACUGCCUCCCCUUGCUUAACUUCUGGGGCUGGGGGUGGUGGUGCCUCUGCCCCAGCCUCCCCCACCAACUGGCCCCAUCACAGCACAGAGAGACUGGUCCUGGGGUGAGUCUGCGGGGACAGCUCCUCCCAAGGCUCCUGCCCUCAGACUGACCCAGGUCAGUGUGCUCCUAAUGACCGCACCCUGCCCCUAGCCCCAGAGGGAGAGGCAUAGACCAGAUAAUAAGCUAUAGAAGAGUAUUAAUUUAUUGGAAAUGAGCUGAGGCAGAUUUUCCCAGAUAUCCAAAAGGGUAAAAACUUUAACUUUAACAAAUAUAUAUUUAAAGAAAGAAAUAUUAUUGAUUCUAUAGAAAACCAUUUACCAACCAAGAGAAAACUGGAUUUUCGUUUGAGACAAAAGCUGUCGGAGGCCCAGGCCACCUGUCUUGUCUGUCUGUCUGACUGUCUGACUGUCUGUCUGUCCCUCAGUGGUCAGACCACUUUCCCAGUAGCACAAACAGGAGGCUUCCCAUCCUCCAGAGGUGGGACCAGUGUCCCUGGGGGCUCCGCCAAGUCUCCAUCCCAUCCCCGCUGCUCUUCUUUCUUCAUCUCUUUCUCUGCGUUUGAAGAACUCGAAGGAUGUGCCUUGUUUGCUGACGGGCUGCGUCCCCGGGCACCACACCACAGAGACCUUCGGGCACUAGGGGCUUCCCUUCUCCUCCUCCUCCUCUUGGGUGUGGCUGCGGCCCUGGGGAGUGUGAGUGAGUGAGUGUGUGUGGAGGAAACACACACCGAGUCAGAGUCAGGCUGUUUGUGUGGUGUCUGCCUGUCUGCUUUGAGGGUAGCUGUGGGUGUGGAUGAGGGCACAGUGAGGUGUGGAUAUGUCACACAGAGUGGGGCCGUGUAUGUGUGUUGGUGUAUCCUUCUAUGUUAGCACACGUGGGUGUGUCUGUGUAGGGCGAAUGGAGUGUGUUGGUGUAUAAUUCCAUGUGUUUUGGCACAUCUAUAUGGUGUGUGUGUGUGUGUGUGUGUGUGUGUGUGUGCGCGCGCGCGUGCCUGUGAGGGCAUGAGUGACCCUCUAGAAUGCAUCAGUGGCUAUUAUUCCUGCACCAAGUGGCCAGUGCAGACCCCACUCCAAGUUCCAAUGAACACCUUUGCUCGUGGUCUGAAAAGUGUUGUGUGGUCAUUCCUUUUCUCCUCCUUUCCCCUCCACCCUCCCUGAGACCCCCUUUCCUGCAUCCUCAAAAAGUACUGGCUGGUCUCUAUUGUUGUGUUUGCUGAUCCAGAUGUGUUGGGCACAACUUUUGACAUUUCUUAAACACUAAUUUUUUAAAAGCCUGAAACUAGCUGUUGUGAAGACGACUAUGUGUGUGUAUACCCCAAAGGCCUCUGGGCUGGGGAGACAGGUGGACGGACAUAGUGUGCUCUGUGCUGGUCGUUUGGUCCAGAUUCUGUAUUGUGCUCCAUUGUUCCGGCUGUCCAUCUCCCUUGGUGCUCCCCACGCUGUAUGUGUGUGUGUGUGUGCGUGUAUGUGUGCGCGCUGCCAUCUCCCUGAUGACUGGUGAUGCCCCCUUCCCAUGGGGCUGAGGCUGGGCAGCAAACAUCCAAAGCACCCGGACCAAGGUCCCCCGACACAGCCAAGAGGACAUCACAGCCUUGUCAUUGCCACAGUGGAUGAGAUUCACAGCACCCAGGCCAUCCAUCUGUGCAUCUGAUCAGUGUGUCUGAGGGAUCCGGGCCCUGGACCGGACUGGACUUUCUAGGAUCUGUGUGCCCGGCCCUGUGGGAUGGUGAGUGGUCUAUGCAGCCGUCUGCGCUUCCUGCCAUCGGCUCUCAAUAAAUGUCAGAAAAUGGAA
Dromiciops gliroides (monito del monte) is the source of this 7438-nucleotide messenger RNA. It is a transcript of the gene CASKIN1, whose product is annotated as CASK interacting protein 1. The coding region runs from base 87 to 4409 and encodes 1440 amino acids. The record is from RefSeq and is a predicted model, not a curated record. The transcript has 20 exons. Gene Ontology annotation, molecular function: protein binding. Lineage: Eukaryota; Metazoa; Chordata; Mammalia; Microbiotheria; Microbiotheriidae.